AUUACGGAAAAUUGUGGUACUGGUACAGUCUUUUUGGUGGAAGAAUCUAAAUAAGUACCUUUUGAAAAUUUGGACAGACAUUCAAAGGCAAAAAUGCGACCAAUGCGUAUUUUUGUGAACGAUGACCGCCACGUGAUGGCAAAACAUUCAGCCGUCUACCCAACUCAAGAAGAGCUGGAAGCAGUUCAGAAUAUGGUGUCCCAUACAGAACGGGCCCUCAAAGCUGUUUCUGACUGGAUAGAUGAACAGGAAAAAGUCAGUGGGGAGCAGCCAGAACAGGAGGCCAUGGAGUCAGCAGCUGAAGAGGAAAACAAAGAAGGAGGGGAUCAGAAGGCUACAGAACAGUUGACUAGGACCCUUCGUGGAGUGAUGCGUGUAGGGCUUGUAGCAAAAGGCCUGUUACUGAAGGGAGACUUGGAUCUUGAGCUAGUUCUUUUGUGCAAAGAUAAGCCCACAACAGAUCUCCUGGAGAAAGUAGCUGACAAUCUUGGAGUACAGCUUGCUGCUAUUACUGAAGACAAAUAUGAAAUAAUCCAGUCAGUUGGCGAUGCUGCAAUUGUAAUUAAGAAUACAAAAGAGCCUUCAUUGACACUGACCAUCCAUUUGACGUCACCUGUUGUCAGAGAAGAAAUGGAAAAACAGUUAGCUGGAGAAACGCUAUCAGUCAACGACUCCCCGGACGUUCUGGACAGGCAGAAAUGCCUUGCUGCCUUGGCGUCACUCCGACACGCCAAGUGGUUCCAGGCCAGGGCUAACGGUCUGAAGUCGUGCGUCAUAGUCAUCCGGGUUUUGAGAGAUCUGUGUACUCGGGUUCCUACUUGGGCACCACUAAGAGGAUGGCCUCUAGAGCUACUGUGUGAAAAAUCUAUUGGAACUGCUAAUAGACCAAUGGGAGCUGGCGAGGCUCUGAGGAGAGUUCUCGAAUGCCUUGCAUCAGGAAUCGUUAUGCCAGAUGGUUCUGGUAUUUAUGAUCCUUGUGAAAAAGAAGCCACUGAUGCUAUUGGGCAUCUAGACAGACAACAAAGGGAAGAUAUCACACAGAGUGCUCAGCAUGCUCUGAGACUUGCUGCUUUUGGCCAGCUUCACAAGGUCUUGGGGAUGGAUCCCCUGCCUUCCAAAAUGCCCAAGAAACCAAAGAAUGAAAACCCUGUUGACUACACUGUCCAGAUUCCUCCCAGUACAACAUAUGCUGUUACCCCAAUGAAGCGUCCUAUGGAGGAGGAUGGAGAGGAGAAGUCUCCCAGCAAAAAGAAAAAGAAGAUUCAGAAAAAAGAGGAAAAACUCGAACCUCCCCAGGCCAUGAAUGCACUGAUGAAACUAAACCAGCUAAAACCUGGGCUUCAGUACAAACUUGUGUCUCAGACUGGUCCUGUUCAUGCUCCUAUCUUUACAAUGUCUGUGGAAAUUGAUGGCAGCACAUUUGAGGCAUCAGGACCUUCCAAAAAGACAGCCAAAUUGCAUGUGGCAGUGAAGGUGUUGCAAGAUAUGGGUUUACCCACAGGAGUGGAAGGCAAAGAGUCUGUAAAGGGAGAUGAAUCAGCAGAGGAAACGGAACAGAAACCGGUUGUUGUUGCUCCUCCUCCUGUAGUGGAAACAGUCUCUACACCCAGUGCUGCUUCUCCUCCUUCGGAUCAGACCUCAGAGAACGUGAAACAACAGGGACCAAUUCUGACAAAGCAUGGCAAGAAUCCUGUGAUGGAACUAAAUGAGAAGAGGCGUGGGCUGAAAUACGAACUGAUUUCAGAAACAGGUGGCAGUCAUGACAAGCGCUUUGUCAUGGAGGUGGAGGUUGAUGGGCAGAAAUUUCAAGGAGCCGGUUCAAAUAAAAAGGUGGCAAAAGCCUAUGCUGCUCUGGCUGCGUUAGAGAAGUUGUUUCCAGAUGCUCCUGUUGCCAUUGAGCAAAAUAAGAAGAAAAGAGCCCCUGUGCCUGCCAGGGGAGGCCCCAAGUUUGCAGUGAAACAGCAUAAUCCAGGUUUCGGAAUGGGAGGCCCCAUGCACAACGAAGUGCCCCCUCCGCCCAAUAUGCGUGGUCGUGGAAGAGGUGGCAAUAUCCGAGGCCGUGGGAGAGGCAGGGGUGGAUUCGGUGGCAAUCACGGUGGCUACAUGAAUGCAGGUGCUGGAUACGGAAGCUAUGGUUAUGGAGGAAAUUCUGCAACAGCAGGCUAUAGUGACUUUUUCACAGACUGCUACGGCUAUCAUGAUUUUGGGUCUUCCUAGAUCAUCUAAAAGUAUUGCACAAAAAACAGCUUUUUACUCCAAUUUUCUCGAACUCCAAAACCCAAAGUGUUCGUGCUGUGUCCCUGUGCUUCACUGGGUUUCUCAACAGUGGCUUUUCACCGCAGCUUGUCUGAAACUCUUAUUAGCCUGCAGAACUUAAGACAGUGGCAGUUUUUAUUGUGAUUUGCCUUUGAACUUGGUUGUAUCGAUGUACACAACAGGGGGAACUAAUUAUCAAAGAAUGUUUUUGUGCAGUUUGCACAAGUCUCAAAGCCAGCUCUGUUCAGCAUAAAGGCAAAAAGCCCAUCUUUGCUUUUUAUGGAAAGCAUUACUUUAUUUUUAAGAAACAGAUACUGAAGUGUUUUAAUCUACCUUUGUCUUAAUUUACGGCAGGUUUUGUACAAAAUUUGAGCCUUUUAAUAAAUCCCAGAAAUUGGGUAAAUGCCUCUGAUAUUGGGAAGACUUUUCAACAUCUCUGAAUAUAGUACAGCCCAGCUUUUUAAGCAUGCAAAAUGUUGACUUGUAUGUGGAAUCGUAUGUGCUAAAAUUAAUCCUACAUCCGUUGUAACAUGCUGGUGGAUUAACGCUGAGGGAUGUGACUUAUUGUGGCUGGUAGCUAGUGUACUUUCAAAGGUAUUGUAAUUGUGCUUCCGAUACUGAUACAAUAAAUAUCCAGGCAUUAGGAGUUAAUGUAAAAAUGUUAGUCUUGAUAACUUCUGAAAAUGCAUGGAUUCAUUCGUUAAAUGAAAAUGAGCUUUUUUUGAGCCAAGCAUAAAGGACCUAAAGCACUUCAGCAAACUUCCAGUGGCUGUGGACUCGGCAGCCUCGUUGUUCAGGCUGUCCAGUGCGUACCUAUUAUAAAACGCACAUCACCCUACAAGUAUUUUAUAAGCUGGAGAAAUAAUUUCACUGGAACUUGAAAUUGCAGGGAACUUGAAAUUGGCCAUUUGAGACACUAGUCUCUGAUUAAAUUUAAAGUGUUCGGUCCUUUAUUCUUGCUAUAGUAUUUGUUUUAAAACUGUAUUUUGUUUGUCACUGUUUUUAGCUGCAAAGCCUGCACCAUUGCAUUAAUUUAACUUGUGAGGCUCAACAACAUUUGAGUUAACUCAGUAACUAAACUAGUUUAAAAAAAAAAAAAAAGAAAGAAAAAAUCUUUAACC
Struthio camelus australis is the source of this 3377-nucleotide messenger RNA. The record is from RefSeq and is a predicted model, not a curated record. Lineage: Eukaryota; Metazoa; Chordata; Aves; Struthioniformes; Struthionidae.